Effrenium voratum is the source of this 939-nucleotide messenger RNA. NCBI's taxonomy places the organism in Eukaryota, Dinophyceae, Suessiales, Symbiodiniaceae. The record is from the annotation of a GenBank genome assembly.
AGCUUUUGAGCUCAGUACGCAACGCCGACAAAUGGACAUGAUGGGCGAUGGCUUGGGGCCCUUGUGGCCAGAGCCCCUCAAGGUGACUGUAGAAGGUCGCCGUAGCGAGGCGGUCCUGAGCCCCAUCGGUCCAGCGUCCAAGGUGGUGACCUCGGAUGAGGCUAUGCUUCAACAGCGCAUCGCCGUGCUCGAGGAGGAAAACCGCACGCUGAGGGCGGCCAUGGCAACCCUGCGCAACCUUGGCGAAGACGUGCUGCGUAGCCUAGCGCGACCACAGGCUGUCUCCGAGACGAGGUCCACGUCAGAGGCGGAGUCCGGGGAGUCAGGUGUGAAGCCGGCCCCCGGCCUGUCUGGACCUGAGGAGGCCCCCACGUUCACCUUCACUAUCCGGAAGGCGGACAACACGGACAUGGGCCUUGACGUGGCUUCAAGUGAUCAGUGGCAGGGGCUCCUGGUGGAGGGCAUUCUUCCUGGUGGCGCAGUGGAGGCGUGGAACAGGCAACAAGAUCCUGGGAAAGUCUCCCGGGAACUGCGCCCGGGUGAUGUAAUCCUUCAGAUCAACAACGAGACAGGUGCUGAGGCGAUGCUGAGGGAGUGCACGCAAAAGCUGCUCGUCAAGCUGACGGUGAAGCGGGGUCCGAGGCCGCAACCUCCGUGCACGACGAAGCUGCCAUCCCCCUCCUUGACCUUCGCAGACACCGCCUCGCCCCGCUCCACCUGGUCCGAUCCGCUCUGGCUGCCGAAUCCACCGUGCUUUGAGGACUCACCGGGAGCGAGGCGCAUACUUGUGGUUUGAGGACUUGGAUGCAAUGGCAGACCCCUCGUGCACCGCUGGGAUACGGGUAAUUCAUGUCACGGAAGAGCCAUUUUGGCUGCAACAGGCUUAGAUCGGUCGGGGAAUGUUUACUUGCUUUUCACUGUCCCCUCAGCGCUUGCGUG